AUGGAAUCAGAAUUAGAUUGUUCGACUUUUUCAGCCACCCUUAACACACCUGCUAUCAAUAAACGUAGCAGUUUGGCGAAAACGAUUCGUCGUUCGUUAUCUAACAAAACCAUUGACAAACCUUCCAAAUUGAAACAACUCGCUUCUAAACAAAAUACUGCAACCACCCUUUCCUCACCAAAAGAAAAAACCUCCUCGAGGCCAAAAUCCGCAUUACCGCCAUAUAAAGCACCUUCGCUUUCGUCGCAAACACGGCUAACAUCUAGCACAGCAGGCGACCUAAUAAACCCGUUAACACUAAAUUUGGACAUAAAACCUGUCUUUCAAUCCAAUGAUAAAGAUUCUUCCGAUGACCUCUCGAAUGUCUCACCGACCUUGCCGUCCGUCACAAUAACAUCGGAAGCUUCAUCCGAGACAUCUUCUCCUUCAAAGUUAAAUUCAUCUUCUGCCGUUCACUUACCAUCAACAAUUCCGAUAUCGCCAAGUGAAGAUGUAACCGAGGACAAUGGUUCAUUAGACAUUACAGCCUUUUUGGCAGCUCCACGAUUGACCCAACGUGUAAGACUGAAAACCGGACGGGUAGUUAGUUUUUCGGAAGUUGGUGAUAGAAAUGGAUUUCCCGUAUUCGUAUUUUUGGGAAUGGGUUGCGUGAGGUACUUUAUCGCUUUCUUUGAUGAUUUGGCAUCCAGUUAUGGUCUAAGACUGAUCUGUCCCGAUCGACCUGGCGUUGGAUUGUCAGAUGAUGUGAAGGUCGAAGAUCAACAAGUGCUGAAGUGGCCAGAGGUCAUCGAAGAACUUUGUGAAAUUCUUGGAAUCGAAAAAUUUUUUAUCAUGGCGCACAGUGCUGGGGCUCCCUACGCCUUGUCUUGUGCUGUAAAGAUACCCGAAAGAUUACAAGGGACCAUAUAUCUCGUUUGCCCUUGGGUCAGCACCACGAUAGCAAAUAACUUCAAAUGGUUACGAUUCGUCCCAACACCCAUUAUGAAGUUUACCAAUAGUGCCGGCAUUUCGCUUCAACAGAUGCUCCACGGUCGACAACCCUAUUCCACCAAGCCAAGCAAGAAUCCGAGUGCACUAUCUCAGAUGUCAAGCCUCGAGAGAAAGCAGCAGCUGGGUCUGGCCAUUCUGAAAGCCUCUUUUUCUGAAAAUCUGACCGGAGCAAAUAAUGAUUUACUCAUGUGUUUUGAGCGACGCCAUUCUUUCGGAUUUUCCUAUGCAGAUAUUAACCAUCCGGUGCACGUCUUCCAUGGUACGAAAGACGAACGGAUCCCAGUAGCGGCUGUGAAAUGGAUGGAAGAAAGCAUGCCUAAUUGCGGAUUAACUUUAAUAGAAGGAGGAAAGCACUCGCUGCUGUUACGUGCUGAAAUUGUCGAUACAAUCUUUAAGGCAAUUGCACUGCAAUUGCACGUAAAAGAUGCAUGUCGGGUGUGCCGAAUUUCGUCUAGAUGUUGGCUAAUGGAAGAAGCAGAAAAUUCUCAAAAGCAAAAAGAGGAUAUAUAA
This is a messenger RNA of Acaulospora morrowiae, 1500 nucleotides long. The record is from the annotation of a GenBank genome assembly. Lineage: Eukaryota; Fungi; Glomeromycota; Glomeromycetes; Diversisporales; Acaulosporaceae.